This is a messenger RNA of Anoplopoma fimbria (sablefish), 3705 nucleotides long. RefSeq names its product solute carrier family 35 member F5-like. The record is from RefSeq and is a predicted model, not a curated record. The transcript is spliced from 16 exons. NCBI's taxonomy places the organism in Eukaryota, Metazoa, Chordata, Actinopteri, Perciformes, Anoplopomatidae. Gene Ontology annotation, biological process: regulation of peptide transport. Bases 258 to 1709 code for a protein of 483 amino acids.
GAGGGUGUGCUAAUGUUUACAACCAUUUGGCUGUCAAUCAUUUCAUCGUAAAAACUGGGAUUUGGUCGAUAUUUCAGCAGCAUAUGUAUCGACAAAGUGCAUAAUGGUGCAAACUAAAUGACCUCGUCUCGCAAUCAGGGUUUUGUUGCCUGUGAUUCCCCUGGUUGCUCUCGAUUCACUGCGUUACACAGUGGAUUUGAAUCUGCAUCUGGAAAUAGUAUUUCAGUCUGUAAAUUUAGCUGGUGAACAGUGUCCUGAUGGAGUGGGUGUUCAUCAUGAACCGGAUGAGCUCUCAGGGCAGCUCUGCAGCCCAGCGAAGGCGGAUGGCCCUGGGGGUGGUGAUACUCCUGCUGGUGGAUGUCAUCUGGGUAGCCUCCUCUGAGCUGACCUCGUACAUUUUCAAGCGACAGGAGUACAACAAACCCUUCUUCAGCACAUUCACCAAGACCUCCAUGUUUGUACUGUACUUGCUGGGUUUCCUGCUUUGGCGGCCGUGGAGGCAGCAGUGCACCGGCACUCUGAAACGGCGGCACUCUGCGUUUUUUGCUGAUGCCGAGGCCUACUUUGCACCCUGCACCACUGACACCACUGUGAGCAACUGUUUGAGUGAACCUCUGUAUGUUCCAGUGAAGUUCCAAGACCUACCUGCAGAGCACUCAAAUUAUCUGAUGGGAGACUGUGAAACUUCAGCUUCCAAAAAGCAACGGGUGCGUUUUAGUAACAUCAUGGAGGUGCGUCAGCUGCCCUCUACUCAAGCCCUGGAGGCCAAACUGUCCCGCAUGUCCUACCCAGCUGCCAAGGACCAUGAGGCCAUGUUACGCACAGUGGGCAAGCUAACUAUCACUGAUGUGGCCAAAAUCAGCUUCUUUUUCUGCUUUGUGUGGUUCUUGGCUAACCUGUCAUAUCAAGAAGCCCUGUCCGACACGCAGGUUGCCAUUGUCAACAUCCUGUCAUCCACCUCAGGCCUGUUCACGCUCAUCUUAGCAGCCAUAUUUCCCAGCAACAGCAGCGACCGUUUCACCUUGUCCAAACUGUUGGCUGUGGCUCUAAGCAUGGGAGGUGUUACCCUGGUUAGUUUCUCCAGCAUGGACAACCCUGAUGAGAAAGGCGUCAUGGGUUCUUUGUGGUCGCUGGCGGGGGCGAUGCUGUACGCUGUCUACAUCGUAAUGAUCAAGAGACGAGUGGACCGGGAGGAUAAGCUUGACAUCCCCAUGUUCUUUGGGUUUGUGGGUCUGUUCAACCUGCUGCUGCUGUGGCCUGGCUUCCUCCUGCUCCACUACACGGGCUUCGAGGCCUUUGAGCUUCCCAGCCAGCUGGUGUGGACGUACAUCCUUAUCAACGGCCUCAUUGGAACGGUUCUGUCUGAAUUCCUCUGGCUCUGGGGCUGUUUCCUCACAUCGUCUCUGAUCGGGACUCUGGCAUUGAGCCUCACUAUCCCGCUCUCUAUUAUGGCAGAUAUUUGCAUGCAGAAGGUACGUUUCUCGUGGCUGUUUUUUGCCGGGGCGGUCCCUGUCUUCCUCUCCUUCUUCAUCGCUGCGCUCUUAUGCCACUACAACAACUGGGAUCCUGUCCUGGUGGGGCUGAGGAGAGUGUACGUCUUCAUUUGCAGGAAACAUCGCAUUCAAAGAUUGCCAGAAGACAGUGAGCAGUGUGAAAGCCUUAUUCCCCUCCACCAGGUCUCCCACAACGAAGCAAGCUUCUGUUCGUGAACCAGCAGUCAAAAACAAAGUGGUGAAUGUGGAUCUCUUUGAGCAGACAAUCUGGAAAGCCUUCAGAGACAUUGAACUACCCCAGUGCCUUCUAUUAAAUCUAUUUAUUUUCUACAGUGUUGAGACGCCGCAUCCAUUUCUACAAACUCGUUUUUUAUUUUCACAUUCCGGUCAUCACAGACUGAUCUUUUUUGUUUUUAUUAUUUCUGUUCAAAAAAGAAACCUCAUGGUUCUCAAGGUGCUGGACAUUAUCAGUGAUUACUAUAUUGUCAUGUGACCAAAAUGAAACGGUACAUUUUGAACUUGAUCAUAACACUAACAGAGGCAGAGUAAAUGUGUGUUUCUUUAAAAUAAUCUGAAAUCAGUGUUCAGAGUUCACAAUAUUUUCCAGAGGAACAUUGUUCCGUUCUGGACUUCAUCAUGUUAGUCUAAGGGCCUUUUGAAGCCUUGCUGCUUGUUUGUAAGUGUAUGUGUGCAGCAGACACAGUGCAUUCUCACAAAGGACAAUCUGUCAGACAUGUACAUAAAAUGUUUGCCUUUUGAUUUGUCUGCCUUUAAUGGAGAAAGCCUUGCUUUUUCAUAAAUCAGCCAUGUGACACACCUCAUAUGAUGAGUCAGUCAAUAUGGCCGCAUUGUUUUCAGGACAAGCGUUGUGGUAGAAUCAGAAACGCAGCACAUUGAUGAGUUCAUGUUACUCAGCUUCGGCAGCUUGGGUAACAACAAAACCGUUCAGAGUGACCUCUGCGUGUGUUGUGAGAUAUUCCUUCAUGUGAUAGUAACACUGUCCUGAUAGGAUUCAACAUUAACAAUACUUGGUAAGAAAUAUCACAUGUUUUUUUUUUUUUUUUUUUUAUCUUUUAGUCUUAAUUUUCUUCCGUCAUGGAAACCUUUUGUAAGUCCGACAUGAAGAAGAGUGAAAUCACACUACAGCUGAACAAGAAAGCAUCCGAUCCUUCAGCAACUUUUGUUUCCCUCUGUACCUCCGACAGUGCUGGAUCAUGAAGACAAACUGUGAUAGAGAUGUAAUCUUUGUGCUUGAGUAUGAACUGAUACUAAGCCUUCCGCUAUAAGCUACAACACGCCUUGCUGCAAUAACGGUCGUCUGCUCGAAUGAGCAGUUUCCUUUGUUCAAAAUGGGUGUAAAUACUUUACACAGUGAAGCAUUAACAGAGUAUUGAUGUUUUGUUUGUGAAAUUCAGAUGACCACUACAGAUUUUUCUGUCCGAGAUUGUGUAAUGUUUUAUAUUUUCUGUAUCAUUGUAAAUUAAUACUGCCAGAGGAAGAGCUUGCAUAACAGCCAAAUGACUUGCAUUACAUAACUGAGAUUAUAUAUCACAUCGAUUGGACUGUUGUAUAUGACAUUAGUUUUUUCAUAAGCAAAAAUGAUUUUUUUCAGUGUAUUUGUGAUUUCAUGAGAAAAAAAAGCAUUUCUAUUAGCCCUCAGUGUCUGACAUGUAAUCCAGGAUGUAAACACUACAGUUGAAGGGGAAAUGUCAAUGUUAUUCCACAGCCUGUUAAAUGUUGGAUGUGUGUACAUCUUUAUGGAGUGUUUAUUGCACUCAGCAUUGACUGGACGUAUGAAGUGGAGGAAGUAAUAACUGUCCUGUGAGGGUGAAUUAACAGGUUGAGCACUUUAAGUGACAGAUAUAAACUCGUUCAUGUUCAUUAUUGUACUUGCUGUGUUUUUGCCAAUCAGUCCCUCAUGUCACAGUUGCAAGUAUAAAAGCUUUUUUAGAUGAUUAGUUUCCCAUGUUCUCUGCGUAGACUUUAAUGGUGCUUGUGGAAACAUGGAUAUGAUUUUUCUUUCUUUCUCAGGUUCUUUGUCUUUUUUUUGUUUUAUUUCUGAGUAAUUUCUCUUUUAAGUGUCAUUAAUGAAGAUGUUUUAACAUCUAAAAGAAGGCUGUAAUAGUAACUUCCCGUUUAUCAACCUCGGCUCUUGAAUUAUUCUUUUAUUUUGCAAGUCUGUUUUCAUACUUACGCUGCACUAUUAAAACAU